Aspergillus thermomutatus is the source of this 2571-nucleotide messenger RNA. RefSeq names its product Diacylglycerol acyltransferase family. Gene Ontology annotation, molecular function: UDP-glycosyltransferase activity; diacylglycerol O-acyltransferase activity. The coding region runs from base 1 to 2571 and encodes 856 amino acids. The transcript is spliced from 3 exons. Gene Ontology annotation, biological process: triglyceride biosynthetic process. NCBI's taxonomy places the organism in Eukaryota, Fungi, Ascomycota, Eurotiomycetes, Eurotiales, Aspergillaceae. The record is from RefSeq and is a predicted model, not a curated record. Gene Ontology annotation, cellular component: endoplasmic reticulum membrane.
AUGGCUACUCCUACUCGGGUAUUAUUCCUCGCUAAUAGCGAGCAUGGCCAGACAAACAUCAUCCUGGCCAUCACCCAUGAGCUCCUUGUCCGAGGAGAUGUGGACGUCCAUAUUGCCUCAUUCCCCGCGCUGGAGGGACGGGUGAACAAACUCUUGAAUGACAAUGCUGCUUCAUACAAUGACUCUUUUCGUUCUCGCAUACAUUUCCAUCCCAUUCGCGGCCCAUCCAAUACAGCUGUUUUCAUUCGCACAGGCAAGCGAGGAGCGUUCCACCCUCCUGGCUACAGCGGCGCCGUGCUUGGCUUCCAGUCCCUAUGCGAGGACAUCUGGGGCUGGACAGAAGACGAAUAUGUCGACAUCUACCAGUGCUGCAUGGAAAUCAUCAAGUCCGUCCAGCCUUCGGUGAUUGCAGCCGACUUUUUCUUUCUGCAGGGCCGCGAUGCCGCUUACAACGCUGGGUACACGGCCAUCUUGAUCAACACCACAUCCCUUACUCAUAUCGUCCUCGGCCUGCAGCCGCAUUCCGCUGCUUUGUGGAAGUAUCCUUUACCCGGAACGGGAUUCCCCUUCCCCCUUCCUCCCCACCUCAUCCCGCUCAAUGCCCUCGCCGUUCUCAAAACGGCUAAAAUGUACCAUGGCAGCGGCCGCCGCCGAGAAAUCCGCGAAUGGCGCAUCCGGCACAAGAUCCAUGGUCGCUUCCCCUUUGCGGAUGCCUGGCGGCCGGACCGCUUCCAUCUGUCGCCGGCGUUGAAAGAGCUGGACUGGCCCAUGGACGUGCCAGAUAACAUCCUCCCUUGUGGACCAAUCCUUCUUCCCACUGCAUCUGUCGAGAAACAGGACCCAGAACUUGCAAGCUGGCUGCGUAAGGCGCCGACUGUUCUGGUGAAUCUGGGAACGCUGUAUGCGCCAGAUCCGAAAGUAGCGGAGAACAUUGCCCGAGGACUGAAGAUGUUCCUCGCCUCUUGGAAGGGAGAGAAGGUUCAGAUUCUGUGGAAGUUGCCCAAACAUCCACAUGACGAGGAUAAUGUCUACGCUCAAUCGAUCAAGCCCCUUCAGGCAGAGGUCCAGGCGGACAGCGCCCGAAUCCGACCCUGGUUCGAGGUUGAGCCCAUGGCCAUGCUGCAGACCGGGCAGAUCGUCUGCUCUGUUCACCAUGGUGGUGCGAACUCGUGGUAUGAAGCAAUUCAAAACGGUGUCCCCCAUGUGGUACUUCCUGCGUGGCAAGACUGCUACGAGAAUGCAGCUCGCGCCGAAUGGCUCGGGAUUGGUGUUUAUGGCAACAAGAGCCGUGCACCUAACAUUGAUGCCAAAGAGCUGAGCAAGGCGUUGCUCAAGGUCAUGGGCAACACGUCGUACAAGACCAAGGCACUCGAGCUGGCCAAGCUCUGCCAUAAGAAGGAGGGACGUGUAGCGGCUGCCGAGAAGAUUGUCGAGCUUGCCCUCCACCCGGACAAAAUGGCGAUGCACAUGCCAGAGGUGAAGGUGGAAGACACCAAGUGUCCUCUCUACGAGGUCAAGAAUCGUGCGGGUAUGGUGCUACAAACAGCGCAAGCCCCUGAAACCAAGAGCAAAUCUGCCCGAGGGGUACCAAUUCUGAGAGAUAUGAAAGAAACCCUCGUUGUGGCUGCACUAUGCAACACCUGGUUUCUUCUCCCUCUAAUCGGCUACUCACUUCUCCUCGUCCCUCGUCUGCGCCUCUUCGUCCUCCUCUACAUCAUCUACAUCAAAUACCUCGCCAAAGCACACAAAACCGGCACAUUAUCUCUUCGACAUGACAGAUUCCGCACAUCCUGGAUCUGGAAGGCCUACGCCUCCUACUUCCCCCUCCGCCUCUAUCGCUCUGCGCCUCUCUCUCCCCGCAAAAAGUACAUCUUCGGCUACCAUCCCCACGGCAUCGCCCUCCGAGGGGCACUGGGCGCCCUUGCCGCGGACCCGGUCGGCUUCUCGCACCUCUUCCCGGGCAUCACGAACACCCUCUUGAUGAAAGACGAGUCGUUCUACCAACCGCUGUACAGGGAGUACCUCCUCUGCACCGGGGUCAGUGGCGUGUCCCGCUCCUCGUGUAUACGCCACCUCACGCGGGGCGGGCACGACGGCCGGGGCAUGGGCCGUGCGAUUACCAUCACCGUGGGCGGCAGCCGCGAGUAUAACAUUGCCCGGCCGGGAACAAUGGGCGUGGUGGUCAAAAUCCGCAAGGGAUUUGUGCGGGUGGCGGUCGAGACGGGGGCGGACAUUGUCCCUGUCAUUGCGUUCGGGGAGAACGAGCUGUUCGAUUGCGUGCAUGUAUCCUCCUCGUUUGGUCUGGGGCUUGUGGCUAGAGCCUGGGAAUGGGCUGUUGGGCACAAGGUGGCGUUUUCUACGGGGCGGUUCAACGUGUUCUGUCCGUAUCGACGGCCGUUGAAUGUUGUUGUGGGGAAGCCGAUUGCCGUUACGCAGCAGCGGUGGGAUCCCGAUCAGAAGUAUAUUGAUCAGUUACAUGAGGAGUAUAUCAGGGAGCUGAAGAAGUUGUGGGAUGAUUGGAAGGAUGCUUUUGGUACAGACCGGUCUGUGCGGUUCGAGGUUGUGGAGUAG